AUGGCGGCUGAAGACCCUCGUGCACAAUCUUUGACCCGCAACGUCCAGCACGUCGUUCUUGGCAAUCUGCGUUUCCAAACCUGGUACCAAUCCAUCUACCCAGAAGACCUCGUAAGCAAGGACACAGACACGCUCUACGUCUGCCGGUGGUGCUUUCGGUAUGCAUGCGACAUAGGCACCCACGCAAGCCAUACGAAACGCUGCCCUCACCGAACGACACCCCCCGGGACAAAGGUCUACGACCACGCAGGCUAUUCCGUUUGGGAAGUUGACGGCGCAAACUACAAACUCUUCGGGCAGAACCUCUCCCUAUUCGCGAAGCUCUUCCUCGACCACAAAUCUGUGUUUUUUGACGUCGUGUCCUUUCUCUAUUAUAUCCUGGUAUUCACCGAUCCGAAUAACAAUGACCCGAACGAGACAUACCACAUCCUCGGCUUCUUCUCCAAGGAGAAGCUCUCGUGGGACGCGAAUAACCUAGCUUGUAUUCUCGUCUUUCCACCAUACCAACAUAAGCAACUAGGGAAAUUGCUGAUGGGCGUAAGCUACAAAAUUAGCGGCUGGGAGCAGGAUAGCAGCCUAAUCGGUGGCCCAGAGCGGCCGCUGAGUGAAAUGGGGCGCAGGAGCUAUAAUCGAUUCUGGGAGGAGCGAAUAGCGAGAUAUCUUGUUUCUCAUUCUUCCAGUGCGAACGCUGCCGGAGCGGCACAGUCAAAAGAAACCAAGACGCAAAAGCCCACCGCGAAUAAGGGUCGUAAGAAACACCCUCACGAACUUAUGACGGUUCAAGAGAUUGGCCUGGCUACAGGCAUGUUAACGGAAGAUGUCAUUACCGCAUUGCGUGGUCUAGGGGCUCUUGAACCGGCGAGCCCCUCUAAAACACGCAAGAGGACACAAUCGGGAGCAGGAGAGAGUGAUGCGCCUCCCGUUGUUGUUCGAAAGUCCAAGGUCCUGGAGUGGGCUAAGGCCCAUAAAAUCCCCAUACGUGACCCUGUUAGACCAGAAGGCUCUGUUCUGCGUAAUUCAGAGACAGCGGAAAACCGGAAGAUGGAGAUUUCUGGUAGUGAUGAUGACGAGUGA
Aspergillus puulaauensis is the source of this 1074-nucleotide messenger RNA. RefSeq names its product putative histone acetyltransferase (MysT1). NCBI's taxonomy places the organism in Eukaryota, Fungi, Ascomycota, Eurotiomycetes, Eurotiales, Aspergillaceae. The transcript has a single exon. The record is from RefSeq and is a predicted model, not a curated record. Gene Ontology annotation, biological process: regulation of DNA-templated transcription. Gene Ontology annotation, molecular function: histone acetyltransferase activity. Bases 1 to 1074 code for a protein of 357 amino acids.